Messenger RNA from Carassius carassius (crucian carp), 1306 nucleotides. RefSeq names its product complement C1q tumor necrosis factor-related protein 2-like. NCBI's taxonomy places the organism in Eukaryota, Metazoa, Chordata, Actinopteri, Cypriniformes, Cyprinidae. The coding region runs from base 134 to 1081 and encodes 315 amino acids. The transcript is spliced from 3 exons. Gene Ontology annotation, molecular function: protein binding. The record is from RefSeq and is a predicted model, not a curated record.
AGUUGUGUGGAGGACAUGUAAGAUACAAAUCGAUUCACAAUCUUGUUUAUAUUCUCCGCUUUUGGCUGCGCUUUUGCCAAAAGAGCUGCUGGAACUUUGUGUUGAAACUGCGAUCUCAUUCCUCUGGAAAUCCAUGGAAAUUCCCCACAACAAAAAUCUGGCCCUGUCUGCUCUUGUUUGCAGGCACAGCUGCAUCAUGCAUCAGCUACUGCUGGCUGUUUGCCUGCUGUCGCUGUUCUCUGCGUUGACUGUAGACUCAUCCAAGAAGGGACGCAACUUCACCAUCCAUUCAUCACAGCUUAGUUGCAGUUUGCCAGGCCCUCAGGGUCCUCCAGGGAGUCCAGGUGCAGCAGGUCCCAGUGGUAACGUAGGCAAAAUGGGGAUGCCAGGUAUUGAUGGCCAGGAUGGGAAGGAUGGUGACAAGGGACAGAAGGGAGAGAAAGGGGAACAGGGCCGUCCUGGGAACUCUGGAAAACAUGGACCACAAGGACGUCCAGGGCUUGUUGGGAAGGCAGGGCCAAGGGGCCUUAAGGGGGUGCGAGGGGCACGUGGUGUGUCUGGAGUCGCUGGGAUAAAAGGAGAGAUGGGUGAUGUGGGGGAAACCGGUGCUCCUGGUGGUUGUGAUUGUGGAGCAGAGGCACGAUCUGCUUUCUCAGUAGCAGUAACCAAGAGCUAUCCCAAGGAACACACGCCCAUUCGCUUUAACAGGAUUUUAAUGAAUGAGGGUGGUCAUUACAAUGCCACCAGUGGCAAGUUUAACUGUGUGAUUCCUGGUGUGUAUUACUUCACAUAUGACAUCACGUUGGCUAAUAAACAUCUGGCGAUCGGACUUGUCCACAAUGGCCAGUACAAGAUCAAAACUUUUGAUGCCAACACAGGAAACUAUGACGUGGCCUCAGGAUCAACAAUACUUAGAUUGCAGAAAGGAGAUCAGGUCUGGCUUCAGAUCUUUUAUUCAGAACAAAAUGGACUCUUCUUUGAUCCGUUCUGGACUGACAGCCUUUUCACAGGUUUUCUCAUUUUUGCUGAUCAGGCUGCUCCAAAUGAGGCAAAUAUGAUGACUAAUUCUGGAUCAUCCUGAUUGAAUUUCACAUUUCUUAUAUAUUCAUUUUAUCAUAUGGCCCCAAUAUGACCAGUUCUGGGUCAUCCUGAUUGAACUUUCUAUUUGUUUUAUAUUUUAUCAUACAGCCCCAAUAACCCUUUACAGAUCCACCACAUCAGUAUUAGAGCAAAACAAGACAUGGGACGUGUGGAAGCAAUACCAGACUUAUAAGAAAUAAAUCAUUAUUGAUUAAGUAUCAAAAAA